GGGGUGUCGGGCGGCGCCGGCCCAAAAGGCGGAGUCGCGAAGCGGAGGGGCCAGAGCUGCGAGCGCGGUGCUGACUGCGCUGCCGAGAAACCCUGCGGGAACCCAGACUCGGAGGAGCCCUUCGUCCCCGCCCGGCCUGGCCAGGCCCCGCGCUAUGGAGUUCCUCUGGGCCUCUCUCUUGGGUCUGUGCUGCAGUCUGGCCGCUGCUGACCGCCACACCGUCUUCUGGAACAGUUCAAACCCCAAGUUUUGGAAUGAGGACUACACAAUACAUGUGCGGCUAGAUGACUACCUGGACAUCAUCUGUCCUCAUUACGAGGAUAACUCUGUGGCAGACGCGGCCAUGGAGCAGUACACACUGUACCUGGUGGAGCACGAGCAGUACCAGCUGUGCCAACCCCAAUCCAAGGACCACGUCCGCUGGUUCUGCAACAAUCCCAAGGCCAAGCAUGGCCCGGAGAAGCUGUCUGAGAAGUUCCACCGCUUCACAGGUUUUACCCUGAGCAAGGAUUUCAAAGAGGGACACAGCUACUACUACAUCUCCAAACCCAUGCACCACCAGGAAGACCGCUGCUUGAAGUUGAAGGUUUUCAUCGAUGGCAAAAUCACUCGCAGCCCUCAGGCCCAUGCCAAUGCACAAGAGAAGAGACUUCCAGCAGAUGACCCGGAGGUGCAGGUUCUGCACAGCAUCGGUCACAGCGCCGCCCCUCGCCUCUUCCCACUGGCCUGGGCUGUGCUGCUCCUGCCAUUCCUGCUGCUGCAAAUCCCGUGAGGGUGUGCGCCACAUCUAUUGUAAGGACUGGAGCCAGGCUGAGGAGGCAGGCGGGCCUCCCUCACCUACCUGGGGCCCCUCCCAAGGCCCCAGUCCUGGGAACCACUCCUACCACAUGCUCAAGCUGCCACCCAGCAGCCUCAAAACGGGUCGAUGUUAAGGGUUUCAACCCUAAGGAGGUCAGAAAGCCUGACAGUGCCAUUCCCACCUCCACGUCAGAGGGAUAGACAAAGAAGUGGAGACAGUCCUUUCCCCUCCAUUCCUGCCCUUAAGCCAAAGAAACAAGCUAGACGGACAUGGCCUCCUAAGAAGGGCACCGUGGGAGCCGAACUGGAUGGGGCUUGAGGUCACAAGAUGGACACUGAGCUUGGCAAAGAUGCCCCUCCCAUGGAGAGCCAGGAUGGCUCUGAAGGAAGAGCAAGAGACAGUUUCCUGCUUGGGAGCCAGGGACAGGAGAAGCAGCAUGCUUGCUUGGGUUGACCCAGCAUCUCCUCCAGGACUUGCCUCUGUGGAGCUGCCACAGGGAGGUCUGUAGUCAGACGCUGCAUCCUCUCUCAUCCUGGGACAUCACUCCGCAGAGCUGCACCAGCAGGGGGGCUGUGCCAACCUGUUCUUAAGAGUGUAACUGUAAGGGCAGUGCCCACGUGCAGUCUACGCCUAGUCUGUAGCCUGAAGGGCAGGGCCCACAAGUACGGAAUGUAUAUGAACUUGAUGUGUGUCUAUGCUGAUUUCUACAACUGGAGUUUUUUUUUUAUACAGUGUUCUUUGUCUCAAAAUAAAGGAAUGUGUUUGUUUUUUUGGA
This is a messenger RNA of Dama dama (fallow deer), 1574 nucleotides long. RefSeq names its product ephrin A1 (gene EFNA1). Gene Ontology annotation, biological process: axon guidance; ephrin receptor signaling pathway. The record is from RefSeq and is a predicted model, not a curated record. Gene Ontology annotation, cellular component: plasma membrane. Lineage: Eukaryota; Metazoa; Chordata; Mammalia; Artiodactyla; Cervidae. The transcript has 5 exons. Bases 155 to 772 code for a protein of 205 amino acids. Gene Ontology annotation, molecular function: ephrin receptor binding.